Molecule: messenger RNA, 912 nt
Organism: Chenopodium quinoa (quinoa)
Lineage: Eukaryota; Viridiplantae; Streptophyta; Magnoliopsida; Caryophyllales; Amaranthaceae
Product: glycine-rich RNA-binding protein 4, mitochondrial-like
Exons: 2
Coding region: 210-632 (140 amino acids)
Molecular function (GO): RNA binding
Source: RefSeq, a predicted model, not a curated record
AUUCAAGAAAUGCCCUUAAAACUUGGCCAUUAAUGGCUUUAUGUAGGGGUAUUAUUGGAAUUUUACAGCCGAUUAGUACUGUACCUAUGUUGUUCUUCAGUCUUCCAUUUUAGUCUCCUCUUAUCUCAGUUUUUUUUUUUUUUUUCAUCUCUGCAGUGUUCAUCUUCUGGGCUGCCGUUCAUUUCUCAGGAAAAAGGCCUGUGUGAACAAUGAACUAUCUAAAGAUGUUUGCAAGAAGAACAUCGGCCGCCUUUUACAACCCCACAUCGAAUUUUAGAUUGUAUCGUUUGUUGUCUUCGUCCGUUUCAGCUCCAUCCUACAAUAAUAAGUUAUUUGUUGCUGGGUUGUCGUGGUCGGUUGAUGAGAGGUCUUUGAUGGAUGCUUUUUCCAAUUUUGGGGAGGUUACAGAAGUGAGGAUAAUGUAUGAUAAGGAUACAGGAAGGUCUAGAGGGUUUGGAUUUGUUUACUUUGCCAAGGAUGAUUAUGCCAUAACUGCAAAAGAUGCUAUGGAUGGUAAGGAGCUGUUAGGUCGUCCAAUGAGGAUAAGCUUUGCUCUUGAUAAAGUUCGAGGAGCACCAAUUGUGGUACCUCGCAUUCGGGACACUGAAGCUGCUACCAGAGACAAGAAUUGAAUCUGUGACUGUGAGGGAUCAUUGUUAUAGAAAGCUGCAAGAUCAAGACAAUUACUAUUAGAGUGUGUAGCAUUUUCUUCAUUGUUUGCUUACAGAAUAGUAUAAACAUUAAUAGAAAUUCAUACCCAAGACGGUGUAUUGAUAUCUAUUGUGGUUUUGUCAAAUUUGAAGUUUGGCUAUCUAAUAAAGGCUGUUUUGGGUGAGGUUGCUAGGACUCUAUGAAAUACUUUUUAUAGUCUCUAUUUGGUUUGUGUAUAUAAUUUUAAACUUGACUUGAAAA